GUGGUGGUGGUGUCUCCCCAGAGUCCCUUUUACUCUGGAGAGAGAGUUACUCUAAGGUGUAACAUAGUAGAGUACACAGACUGGUACCAGUAUUCCUGGUUCAGAGACAACAGACUAGUUCCAGGGGGGAACAGCAAUACCAUCGCGAUCACACUUCCACAAGAGGCUGGUCAGUACCAGUGCUCUGGAGAGAGAGAGGAUCAUCCUCAUAUGUCCUCUACAAGUCCAUCUAUUGAAAUUACAUAUCAUGAAAGACCAGAUCCAGUUCUUGGGGGACCUCCACAGACUUGGCUGACUGAAGGAGACUCGGCGACUCUGACCUGUGAGGUUAAAGGCUUCACUACAGGCUGGAGAUUCCACUGGUACAAGACUGCCCCCUACAGGCCGGGGUUGAUACAUGUGAUUCAUAAAAUCAGAGCAGAUUCACUAGAGCUGCUGUCAGACAGCAUCAGAGGAGCUGGAGGCUCCUACACUCUCAGCCCUGCUGCUCUUAGACACACAGGGGUUUAUGUGUGCAGAGCAGAGAGAGGAGAGCCAGCCCAUCACACAGAGUUCAGCCAACCUCAGCCUCUCUGGGUCACAGGUCUUUCAUCUCCAGCCUCUCUGGUUGUCCAUCCCGAUAGAAAUCAACAUUUUACAUAUCAGUUUCUCUCCCUGAGCUGUGAGGGGAAUGGAAACUCAACUGGAUUGAAGCUGAGAUGGUUCUCGAAAAUGAUGGAGCGAGAAUCGUGCCCUUUUAAAUGGAUCUCAGAGGCAGGUUCCAGCUGCAGCAUCAGAUCACUACUUCAAUCACACAGUGGAGUGUACUGGUGUCAGUCUGAGUCUGGAGAGCAGAGUAACCCUGUCAACAUCACAAUUCAAGAUGGUAUUGUAAUCCUGGAGAGUCCUGUCCAUCCUGUGACUGAGGGAGAUCCUCUGACUCUGCGCUGUAGAUAUCGCUACCAGCCAUCAAACGUCAGUGCUGACUUCUAUAAAGAUGGGACACUCCUGCAGACCUCCACCACAGGAGAGAUUACCAUCCCUGCAGUCUCGCAGUCACAUGAAGGCCUCUAUAAGUGCAGCAACCCAGAGAGUGGAGAGUCACCAAAGAGCUGGAUCACAGUAAAAGAAAAACCCAAGCCAGUUCUUAGAGGACCUCCACAGACCUGGCUUACAGAUGGUGAUGUGACCCUGGAGAGUCCUGUCCAUCCUGUGACUGAGGGAGAUCCUCUGACUCUGUGCUGUAGAUAUCGCUCCAAGCCAUCACACAUCAGUGCUGACUUCUAUAAAGAUGGGACACUCCUGCAGACCUCCACCACAGGAGAGAUGACCAUCCCUGCAGUCUCAAAGUCACAUGAAGGCCUCUAUAAGUGCAGCAACCCAGAGAGUGGAGAGUCACCAGAGAGCUGGAUUACAGUGAAGGUGUCAGCUCCACAUUCUGGAUUAUUUUUGCUGUUAAUUGUGGGCCUAGUUGUUGGACUGGUGAUCCUUUUUGGCUUCCUCAUAAUACUGCUUGUGAUCCAUCGCUUCAAAAAGGGAAACGGUUUGGGUACACAAACAACACAAUCAUCUGUGACAACCUCUAGUGGUCAACAGCAGGAAAUUACCAAACAUGGAUCUACGCAGGAUCAGAGUCAGUCUACAGGAAGUGAUUGGGCCCAGUCAGAGUGUAUACCACUGCAAACAGGUAAUGAAGAAAGAUACGGUGACAUUCCUUCUCCAAACCAUGAAGUACAGGCACGAGUGGAACUCCUCAGACAGAUUUUGACUGGAGUCUGAAUGCCCAAACAAAUGCUGAGACAUGCACCGGAUGAAUUUUAUGUUUACCCCAAAUGAUCAUGAUUUACAUAUUGUAUAUGUCAGAUGGUUUGGGUUUUAAUUGCUGGCAACUUCUCGAUCAUAUAAAAGUUUGGAUGUGUUUCAGUUUAGCCUAUAGGGUUUACUGGUAUUGAUUUGCCAUUUUUUGCAUUUGAUAUGCAUUUCCCUUUGGCUGUAAAAUAGUGGCAUUUAACCAUCAACUAGAUUGUAUGAUUCAGA
Molecule: messenger RNA, 2016 nt
Organism: Sardina pilchardus (European sardine)
Lineage: Eukaryota; Metazoa; Chordata; Actinopteri; Clupeiformes; Clupeidae
Product: Fc receptor-like protein 5
Exons: 9
Coding region: 211-1758 (515 amino acids)
Biological process (GO): cell surface receptor signaling pathway
Cellular component (GO): plasma membrane
Molecular function (GO): transmembrane signaling receptor activity
Source: RefSeq, a predicted model, not a curated record